GACACAACACAGUCUCCCUUCAAAUUAACAUGUGAGUUGAGCUAACACGGCUUGAGUGUAGCAAAUUACGAGACAGUAUAAACAGAAUAAUUUGAUAUUGUACACAUACAUGUACACGUUGGUGUACAACUGACAUAGUGGAAAGUAUGUUAUUAUCGACAUUUAACUAACGCUUCCUAGCUAAACUUCUCUUUGGCUUACUUAUCAACUUAAACUCGAUAGCUUGUAGCUAACGGAAUUCAACAAAAGAUGUUCAUGAUAAAUCGUUUAUUUCAAAUUACGGGGGACAAAUCCUAAAUUUGCAUGGAGAGAUAGCAUUGCUCCCUGCCUUUGAAAUACCUACGUUAGUUUUUUUUUUUUCCAACCCUAAACUGUAAAAGUUAUCAAUGUUGGCCAAGAUGGAAGAAAAUGAGCCACGGAAAGAGGGAGGAAAGAAGAGAAAGCACCGGAAAGGAGAAGAAGGGGAUAGAAAGAGAAGAGGAGAUUGCGAUGGAGGUGGUGAUGGAGAUGCAAGGAAGCGGUUGGAUCCUCUUAGUGUGGGCUACUUUCGUAGAGUUGGAGAGAGGCUCACAGAAGGGUUCGCAGAGAACGAGGAAAAAGUAAUGUUUGUUGAGAACGUACUGACAGAGGUGAAAGGGAAAGCUGCUGUAGUUGCUAUGGAUGUGACGGGAAGUGUCACUCUCCAACGGCUUCUCCCAUUGGCCACUUCUCGCCAGGUAGGAGAGGUGCUGGCUGAACUGGGCGGAGAAUCCGGAUCAAAGUUCAAGACUGUGUCAUGUGACAAAUGUGGUGGUCACGUUGUGGAGAGUGCGCUCAGACAGAUGCCCAGGUGUACUGGUGAGUCUGACCUCAGCCCACCUCAGAAGGACCAGACAUCAACCACAGAGGAAGAAGAUGAGGGGGGUUGUGGGAUGCUGGAGGCACAGGUACUCUCUCUGAGUCGUAUGGUGACAGAGAACAGUGCAGAGUUCAUCAAAGACAUGUAUGGCUCACACGUUGCUCGCACACUCAUACAUGUGCUGGGAGGCUGCCUUGGUCCAGCCCGUACUGAAACCCGCCCAGGUGCGAAGGAAAGGAAUUCCGUUGUUCAACUGACAGACUUUGAGGCUCCCACUUCAUUUUGGUGGGAGUUGAAAAGCUUGUCGUCCUCAUUGAUGAGCAGUGUCAAAUUGAGUGUGACCGAUGCUGUGGCCAGUGCAGUGUUCCAGACCCUGUUGACUGUGUGCCACCGAAAACGUCCAAUACUUUGCAAGCAACUCCUGAAAGGCCUUAUGGGAUACUUGACGUCCCUAAGCUCCGCUCCUGGAGUUAGUCCUCUCUUGGUCUUUAUGAAGGACCACGCAUCUAGUCGCCUCCUUGAGACAGUCAUCCAGCUAUCCCACAAGACCCUGCUCCGUGAUCUCUACAAGAACCACUUCAAGGGGCAGCUGGUCACCCUAGCGAUACACCCAAUCGCCAACUUCCCUAUACAGAGAUUCACUGCGGCCUCAACAAAAUACAAAAUGUUCCUGAAGGUGUUUGAUGAGCUCAUGGAGGGUAUGGAGGCAGUCCUGGCCGCAGGUCACAUGGGGGUUAUAGUGCAGCUGACUGAGAGCUGUGUAGAGAGAGAGGAGAAACAGGCGCAGAUGAUGCGCUGCCUGCUCACAGCCUUCCACUGUACAGAACCUGCUUCCAGACAAACUAGCUGCCUCCCCCUCUUCAUGUCUCUGCUGACCUACGAGGUGUACUACCACUCUGAGACAGCAGAGGGCGAGAUAGACACAGAGCGCCCUUUAUCGUCUAUAUGCUACCAUGGCUCCCUUCUCGUCCAGUCUCUGGCUAAAUUCAAAGACCGCUCCUUGCUCCUCGGCAGUUUGCGGUCCCUGACCCCGGCUGACCUCCUGAUUCUUGGAACCCACCAGUUUGGCAGCCAUGUCCUCCAGGUCCUCAUAACCACGUCUAGUGAUAAGGGGAGGGGAAAGAUACUGAGGAGAUUGGAGGGCCAGUUUGUGCAGAUGGCUUGCUCCAGGUUAGGCAGCAGGGUGCUAGAAGCUGUAUGGAACAGCUCCAGUGUCAGUCAGAGGCAGAGCAUCGCACAGGAACUAGUACCCUCUGAGACAAGGCUAAGGUCUGACCAGUUUGCAAGACAUGUUUGGGCCAAGUUUUCCCUGACAUCCUUUGUUAGGAGGCACAAGCAGUGGCAGGAAGGACAAACUGGCGAAUCAAAGAAGAGGAAACUUUUUAGCGACAUUCUGGAUUGAUGCAGUUGCUUUUAAGGGACCAAAUGACAAAAUACAAUGUGACUGUAAGAUUAACAGGGCUGAUAUCUCACAUCAUAAAAAGUUCCACAAUGGCAUUUUAUUUCAAUUUGAAUUUAGUGCGACUGACACAAAAUACUGUUUGUGUAAAAAACAUGAAUCCCCUGGGGGAAAUUUGUAAAUGCAUACCACAAGAUGGCAGUGUAAUGACAAAGAAUAAAACAAUGACGUCUUCUCAAUUUA
Osmerus eperlanus (European smelt) is the source of this 2480-nucleotide messenger RNA. RefSeq names its product nucleolar protein 9. Gene Ontology annotation, cellular component: 90S preribosome; preribosome, small subunit precursor; nucleolus. The record is from RefSeq and is a predicted model, not a curated record. Bases 387 to 2240 code for a protein of 617 amino acids. Gene Ontology annotation, biological process: endonucleolytic cleavage in 5'-ETS of tricistronic rRNA transcript (SSU-rRNA, 5.8S rRNA, LSU-rRNA); endonucleolytic cleavage to generate mature 5'-end of SSU-rRNA from (SSU-rRNA, 5.8S rRNA, LSU-rRNA); ribosomal small subunit export from nucleus. Lineage: Eukaryota; Metazoa; Chordata; Actinopteri; Osmeriformes; Osmeridae. The transcript has 11 exons. Gene Ontology annotation, molecular function: RNA binding.